Molecule: messenger RNA, 1278 nt
Organism: Suillus paluster
Lineage: Eukaryota; Fungi; Basidiomycota; Agaricomycetes; Boletales; Suillaceae
Exons: 2
Source: RefSeq, a predicted model, not a curated record
AGGUCAACAAUGCCACUUUGGCUUAGCAAGUCCUAUAAAGUUGUAGAGACAAUGUUGAAAAAAGAAAUCAAGCAGAGUACCCGAACACCAGCCAUGCCCAAGUGCUAUGAGCAGCAGCAACUCUGGGUUGGGGAUGCUUCACCCUUUCUGAUGUUGCUGAUGCAACCCAACAUUGCCGUCAAGCCCUCAAUAUUCCAUCGACCAGCCUUCUUUGUUUGGCUCCCACACUGUUUGCUGGGUGACCGCAUUCCCUGCCCUCAAUGCAAAGCAAACAACAAGCUGACGAACCAAGGAAAGCCAGUUUUUCUUCAGCAGCUUGGAUGGAUUGGAAAGCCUCAACGUGUGGUUGAUGUAGCUCAGAAUGUCUACAUCAUUGGGUACCGCUAUAACUGUGUCCACCCUGGAUGCCGCAAAACAUAUCAAAGCUGGAGCUCCGCAAUUCUCAAUGUUCUUCCUGCACCAGUGGCCAUGCAAUUCCCCUUCCAAUUGACUUACCGCAGUGGGCUCUCAAAUAGCCUCGUUUCGCUUUUGCACUCCUCGAUCAGGGCAGGGAUAGGACCAAUGCCAUCCAUGCAGAUGUUGCAGUCAUUCCACUACGAACACUUCAACAAUCUUCACCUUCAAUACCUGGAGCUUGUGCAUGACUGCUACAAAAGUUGUCCGAAACAGUUUUGGGUCCGCAAGCAAGCAUUUGGCUCGUUCAGUGACCGAAAUGGCUAUGCUGGAUUUGUACCAAGUGCAGGGUACCUCCGUCACUUUUAUGACAUGAUUAUCGAAUGGCGAUCGACAGAGAUGAAACAGUGUAUUGCCAUGCUCCCGGUGAGAGUGCUCGCAAUUGACCAUAGCUUUAAGAUUAUCAAAUGGCUCGGUAGGGUGGGCAGUGCUCCCCUAUUCACUGCACUUCAUACUGUGGUGAACAAGUACUCCGAGAUUCGGUCCAUGCUCUUCACAAUGAUGAAGGGACAUGAUCAAUACAUGCCCAAUCUGUGCGAAAUCAGCGAGUCACUGGUGAAGUUUGGACAUCCAGAGGUCCAGGCCGUUUUCACCAAUAACGUCCAUGCAGACAAAAACAAACUUGAGCGAGUGUUCCCGUCCCUCUUGAAAGAUGUUGUCCCCGUCCUCCCACAUAGUUCCCUUCCCCUGCUUGAAUUUCCUCGUGGAUCAUGGACCAUCGUCGAGCUGAGCAACACCCAUCAAGUCAAUCACCGCUUUGAUGUCAUCAUGAACCACCGAACGACGACAAAUCCAAACGUUAUGGUUGCAUUCGACAUGGAAUGA